AUGUGGAUAGAGAUCGCGAGAAUUCUGCAAGCUUCUUAUUCAAAAAUUUCAUCCCAUUUCGGCCUAGACGCCAUUGGGGAUUACGACGUAAUUAUUUCUGAGCUACGGCAAAUUGCAGAUAUCGGAAGCUCUUUCGUGGGGCACUCAUUGCUCGACAUGGAUUCCUUGAAGGUUGUGGAUGAUGUCGGUCUCUGUCUCAACAACUUCCACGUCGUGACAAAACUAUGGGCUGAUGCAUUUGCUCCAUCUGGAAAUCUGGAAAGUUGCCUGACGCAGACCAAAAACUGCAAAAAUUUUGAAAAUUGCCCAUUAGAAAAAUUUUUCUAUGUGCAAUUGUCUGAUGGCGAGAAGUUUGACCCUCCAUUCUCGAAAGAGCACCUAUGGUAUGUGGAAGGCGAGGCUUCCCAGUUCACUUGGUCAAAACACGCUCGUUCAUUUCCAUUUGAAUCUCAAUUCUGUGCAUACAUGCCAGUUGUGAAAUUCGUUCAAACAUGGGUUGCUGAGAAGGGAUUCGAAGGAUGGAUUUCGCUUGAGAUAUUUGACCGCCCUAUGCGAGAGGAAAGCAACCAACCUGAAGCUAAUGCUCUCCGGGGCAUUAAAUCCUGGAAGAAACUGCUCCGGUCAGUGCCACGACUUCUAAAAUCUAAAUUGUAUAUCAGCAUAUCUAUCUUUACUUCGCAAAUACGAUAA
Molecule: messenger RNA, 690 nt
Organism: Penicillium taxi
Lineage: Eukaryota; Fungi; Ascomycota; Eurotiomycetes; Eurotiales; Aspergillaceae
Exons: 3
Coding region: 1-690 (229 amino acids)
Source: RefSeq, a predicted model, not a curated record